GCAUGAUAAGAUUGCAGCGUAGAUGGACGGAUGGAUGGAUGAAAAACUUUAUUAGGGUCCUUUAGGGCGCGCACUAGCGCGCAGCGGGCCGCUCCUACGUCGGGACAGAGAGGCCGAGUCUCUCCGCCGCGUCGCGGGCCCGUUGGACAGCCCAUAACUGUUCUUCGAGGUUGGGGCUGUGUAGGACCGCAUCCCAGCGUGAAGAAGUGUUCCUUUCAUCGCCGCGUAACGCCGGACAUUGCCAGAGUAUGUGAGGAGGUAUCUGCAAUGGCCGCCACGAGCCGGGUCGACGUCCGCGCGGUCGUCGACGAGGCGGUCGCGUCUCGAGCCGAGGCCCUGCAUGCCGUGGGUCGCUUCCUGUGGGAGAACCCGGAGACGCGCUUUGAGGAGCACAAGGCGCACGACACGCUGUGCGCCUUCCUCGAGAGCGAGGGUUUCGACGUGCGGCGACAUCACGUCCUGGACACGGCCUUCCGCGCGGAGUACGGGGCCGGUUCUCCCGUGGUGGCGCUUCUGUGCGAGUACGACGCCCUACCCGGCCUUGGUCACGCCUGCGGUCACAACCUGAUCGCUGAGAGCGCACUCACCGCCGCGGUCGCAGCGAGAGAGCUCCUCCGACAGAGCGAGUUGUGCGAGGCACCGGUAAAGGGAAAGAUAGUAGUGCUGGGAACGCCCGCUGAAGAAGGUGGCAUGGGCAAAGAGCUGCUGCUGCGUGCCGGGGCACUGGACGAUGUCGACGCCGCGCUCAUGGCGCAUCCUGAGAACAGGGCAGUCCUGCGACUCCACCUGUCGUCAAGAUGCGGAGUAAGCAUGAUCUUCGACACCGUCGAUGUUCCGGACGGGGAACGGCAACCCAGCGCCAUGGACGCCUCUGUGCUCGCUUAUCACAAUAUGUCCCUCCUGAGGGCUAGUAUGGACCCGGAUUGUCGAAUGCACGGUGUGCUGAAAACCGAGACGGCGACCGGCUUCGACGUGCGCCGCAGCCGGCUCGACCUGAACGUCCGGGCGCCCAGCACCGAGCGUGUCCUGCAGAUGCGGUGUGACAUCGAGGCCUGCGCGAAGGCGGCGGCCAAGGCCACGGGCUGUCACCUCAACAUCGUCGAGAUGGGGCCGCUCUGCAAGCACAUGAACUACAACGAAUCCUUGCUGAGGAUAUUCCAGAAGCACGCCGACGACUACGGAAUGACCUUCAACGAUGGUCCGUUGAUAACGGGCUCCACCUCCGACGUGGGCAACGUGUCUCAUCGGCUGCCCACCAUCCACCCCGUGUACCGCAUCGAGUCAGCCACCUUCAACCAUACGACAGAGUUCUGCCGCGUCGCCGGCACGAGGAAGGCGCAGGAAACAGCGCUGCUCAUCGGGAAGAUGCUGGCGCUCACAGCCUUUGACCUGCUGUGUGAGCCCCGUCACAUCGAAUGUGCAAAGAAAGAGUUCGACAGAUGUGCUGCGCUCGUCGUAUGAACCGUGCGCUAUUUCACUGCAUCAGUUCGUCCGCAUUCGGUAUCUAUACGGAGUAAGGUGUGGAGAGAUAGAAACAACAAUGAUAGUCAUUGGAUUUGUUUUUGUUUUGUCAGAAGCAUAUGCUUCAAUGCAGUGAGGUUCGGCAGUUCGAUAUGACGUCACCACGAGACCACGGGAAUCUCUAGCUGUUAUCUCUAGGUAAUAUGAGGUGUCGGGAUCCACAAUCACCGCACGCAAGGUCUUUUUUGUUUGGAGCCGUAGCGCCACACGAGUGGACUGACAAUAGAUAUACGAUUAGGUAGAUACGGCUACUGUCUACUAACCGAGCAUGUAGCGUUCCUGCUUUUCCCGCACUAUGUUUGGUAAUGAAGAAAUUCCGGCAUGACCCAUCUCACAAUAUAUAUCGAUGUGAACGCGAUUAACAUUCAAACAAUGUAGUGACACGCCGUAUUGCCACCCGCUGAAACGCGUCAUGUGGGAGCUAUAUGUACUGGAAUCGGGCUCCUAUCUCGAUCUUUCUCCUGGACACGCUCACUGCGUCAUCUAACGGCGCGCCCGCGAAGUCUUCCACCUUUCGCGUGGCCCCCGAGAUUGUACCGGUAGUGCGCCGGUGCGUCGUAACGCUAAGGAAUAAUCACUCGCUGCCCGCGGCCAUUCGUGGGGAUGCGCUAAAGCGUCGGGGUGCUGUGCUUGAGGAACCCGGCUAAUGUCGGUUUGACUCCACCGAGGAGCGGAGGAACUGUAAAGAAUUUUUAAAGCAAUUAGCAUUUUUAACCUACCUAAGCCACUUUGCGCGCAUAUAAAUAAUGCUAUGUAGCCUCUUUACGUCGUUCUUCAAUUACAAAAAAAAAAUUAUCUAAAUUUCUCUGGUGUUGGGGAAUUCGAACUCACGUUACUCGUGUUCCUCAAGCACAACGACUCAAGGAUUUGGCUCUGCACUGCGAAAACGCGUGGACCGGGAGGGAUUACUUCUCGAUGUUCGAAUGCACCGGCACGCUACCGGUGCAGUUUAGGCACACCGCUAGAUGGCGUCGCGAGAAAGCGUGAGAGGGGAAUACUGGCUACGAGUUCACGGCUUAUUUUAACGCGACAGCGUUAAGGAGCUCGUGUCGCAGAAAAGCCGGUGUCGCUGGCGUCGGCGUCGUCGCCGCUGGCCGUGAGCGAUAAAUCCCAGCAGGCACUUCAUGAAUAAAAAACAACUUGCAACAUGGGCUGGGUGGGAAUCGAACCAGGGUCUCCGGAGUGUGAGACGGAGACUCUACCACUCAGCCACGAGUUUUUCUUUCUUUAUUGCCUCACUCAGCCACGAGUUCGAUGCUUCAAAGCGGUACAAAAGCGUCUCUAGUGAAUGCGGUGUUGCCUUAGAAACGAGCUGUUUCUAAGGCUCAGGCGUGCGUCGCUUGCUCAGGCGCACAUUUCGAUGCCGCGCCGAACGCGGCGCUGCUCGACGCUCACCGCGUCCGAUGCGCGUAGUCGCUGCGCCGUAGCCCACUGUCUUACACCCCUUGGCGGGUCGACGGGAACGCUUUCGCGUUCCACUCUUGAAGGCGAAGCAUAAGCGUCCUCCAAUUUUUUUCACUCCAUAAUCGUUAUUUUAACGUGACAGCAUAGAGAAAGAAAAAAAAGUUAAGAGCGGACACUCCCAUAUACCCACAGCGGCCCAAUCGAACCUAGCGCGCCUGGCGGUUGAUGAGAGCAACUGGCCUGCACUUCCUGUUUCGGUUUCGCUGGCGCGAAAUUUGGAUUACCCCUCGUAACCGACGUUGGGCGGUCGCAGAAGCUUGUCAUUUCAGACCACUUUUCGUCACCCAAAUGGCAACCCUUUAUUUGUCGCUUUGAUUUAGCGAUUCACUCUUUUGUCUAGUUCAAUAUUUGGUGUGAAUUGAGGUAGUGACGCAAUUUUUAUUUCGAUUAAGUUGUAACAGAUGGACAUAGAGGUAAUCAUAAUUCACUACGGCUUUAUCCAUCGCGCUUGUCUUCUGUGUUUGGUACAAGCGCUCAUAUGUAUCAAAGAGACAGAGUUUCCGCAAUGUUUUUAUUCCAAGUCAAGAUAGGCUUCUUCUGGGUUCUGCCGUUGUCAAAGCACCACGACACACAGCAGUAGCUGCCGUAGCUUGGACCGCCGGACGGCAUGGCAUCAGCACGGUCUGAAAAUAUCAAUAAGUCCACGCUUCAUUAAUUACCAAAAACAUAUGUACACGUCAUAACUGUACCAGGAAACCGCUUUGAGUGAAUAGCGAACCGAUGCACAAUAUAAAACCACCGACACAUCCUGACCUCUGACCCAUAUAACCCGGACUUACAAGGAUAAAUAUUAAUACCCCGUACAGGGGUGUUCAAAAGUUCCCAGGCCGCCAUCCUAUUUAAUCUCAUGGAGGGCAUCGCGGCCUGUGAAGUUUUGGACACCCCUGUACGUACUCAGUAUAAGUACAUUGGUAGGCAAAAUAGCAGUUCACAUAAGCGUGAUGAAGAUACAUUCGAAACGUCCAAAUACGAGGCCUUUGUUCAAAUGCGCGCCACGCCACGCCUACGCGACAAUACGUUGUGCAAUGUCUUCGCCACGAAAAAAAUGAUAAGGAACCGAAAAUUACUAGAAUGCGCAGUACUUCCCAACACGGCCGCCGCAAUAAGUACAUGCAGUAGUCAUUGGUGACUUUUCCCCACCAUUACUUUUCUGUUAAACAAUCCGCACGGACGCAUACACCAGCGUCCGUCCGUGCGCCGUAGAUACGCACCUCGCUAAAGUACCAAACGCAAUAAGCUAUGCUCGGUGUUUAUGUCACAUGCCAUUGUUUGCAAGCAAUAUCGUUAAAAUAUUCAGGAGCCCUUACUCUAUAAGGGAAACGAACAAGCAAAACUUGGCUACAGCGUGCCUAACGUCCUGCUUUCUUUAUUUAGGUAGCGCCCGUCCCCGGAACGCCGUUUUCCGUCUGAAUCAGCGUGGCGUCUUUUAUGUUCUUUCCAGCGUUCGUCAGCCUCUAGAACGGGCCAACGAAAAGACCGUCAACCGUGACGCGAUCAUUUAAACGCGGUUUAGGAAUUCAAUUUUCUCGAAACCGGAAUUUUCCUGAAAUGUGCAAUUCAUGAUAUUGACCUUAAGCGUUGUCCAGCAGAUCAAUUCUAAUCUGCCAACACGAACUAUUUCAAUGGAACGCCGAUACCGCGGUUAUCGCAAACAGCGCUGGGCAAGAACGGUUUACCCUCGCAAACCGAGACGCAGCGCCUCGAUGGCGUCUGACAAGCUGCGAGUCGCAGUGCAGUGCACAGCCGUGAACCGGUGCGAGUUAAUGGCAGCUUCGCCUCGUUUGAUUAUUUUCACGGAACGCAACCAACAAAGAUUAUGCCGUUCUCGGUGGGGAUAGCAAGGAAGUACAGCUAGUACAGCACUCUUGCUACGCGUUUCUUGAGGGGGCAUGCUUUUCGCAUUGUUCGCGUCUAGCCGCCUCAUAUAGAGCCGCAAACUGUUUUUUUUUUAGCGAACCUCUUUGCGCUCACAAGUAAAUUACUCCAAGCUUCGCUUAAAAACGUGACUCACCUUUCUCACACACAAGAACACCGCCGCAGCCGACGUUCACGAGACGUUCCCGCUGGCACGCCGCUGGUGUCGUUGAUUUCUUCUCGAUGGACGAAUGGUGAUUGGUGUUGAUGGCAGUACGAAUGAAGAACAAAAAGCACGGAAGGUGUCCAUAGAGAAAGAAAUUAGGUGUCUUCGAUAAAUUCUGUUUUUAUGUAUCAGAAACACGCCAAAUUUGGGUGUAUUAUUAUUAUUUUGUAAAGCGAUUGAGCAGAAUUCAUUGCAACAUUUUCUUUUUUUGCGCCUGCGUCCCCUGGCGUUUGGUGAGAGCAUUAGUUCGUUACGUAGCCGUGACGUAGUUCCUGAGGCCAGAUUUCUCGGAGUGUCCGCUCUUAGUCUUUUUCUUUCUCUAUGGUGACAGCUUUAACGACCGCGUGUCGCAGAAAACAUGGCCUCAGACGUAGCGAAAGGCGAAAAGAAUUUCGAAGCAAAUGCCGAACCACGCAUACCCAGCCACUCCUCUACCACCAAAGUUGCUCAUAAUUUGUCUUUCAUUCUUUACAAAGUUAUUCCUCGGAAUUUCGAGAACGGCAGCCCACAAACAAAUGUGAUGAAAAAAAAAAAAACACCGACAGCGCAUGUCCUUUAUGUUAGCUCUUCUCAGAGUGAAAUAUUAAAAGUGAGAAACAAUAACGGGAGAUCGACCGCCGGAAGAGGCCGCGUUUCUGUCAGAAAGCUCGCCUUUUCGUGCAUAGCGCUCGCAGCCAGCGUUUCCCGGUAAAUGUUACGGUUACAUAAGCUGCAAUUGCCGGGAAGCAUGAAAAGAAGUGAGGGGUCUUCGGACGCUAUCGCGUUCCGCUCUUAAAGGCGAAGCUUAAGCGUCCUCCAAAUUUUACACGUCGCGUUUAAGCGGUGGCAAACGGUGAGUUUGUACAGUUUCUUGAAUGCUAAUUGCAGUAACGCCCACAGCCAUAAUGAUAAGGGUUCUGCCGAAAUUUUAUUAUAAUUGAAGAGCGGCGUAAGGAGGCUAGAUACACAUAUCCAUUCAUAAGCAUGUAACUCAGUUUUUUCAAUUUUAUGUUUAGUUUAUGUUUAGUAAACUUCUGCUUACGUUUUUUGUACUAAAAAAGUUAUUGUUAUCGCGGUGCCAUGUAUAACGCCUCCUGGGUCCAGUCAAGGUGCUGACGGCAGCUUUUAGCCCGGGAGGACGUUUCUAGUCUGUACUAGAAGAAGAAUAAACUUGAACUUGAACUUGAACUUGAACUUGAACUUGAACUUGACAGACAUACAGACAAACACGAAGUGGCGUAAGUAGGCUAAGAAUGCUAAUCGCAUUAAAGGUCCAACCCGCUUGAGUUGACACUGCGGCUCCAAACGCACAUGCCUUGUGUGAGCUAGGUAGUAAUAGUUCCACUGUGUUAUUUCUUUUACGUUCAUCUUACCUGGUUUGGCAGCGACAGCUUUUAUAUGAGCGCAUGACUGGUGUGUUCUUCAUGCGCGAUUUCAUGCAUCAUCGGAUUUCUCCCAAGUAGCCUGCUACGCGAGCAAGCGAGCAAACUUAUUUAGAUAUCAUUCAAGAGCCGCUCUCUGUUCCGUGGGUUGAACUUUGCCGAAAUUUUUGUCAACAAGGUUUUUGCACGAUUCAAGCAUACGCAUGAAUCCCCGUAAGGUCGUCGCAGCUUUACCAAGGACGGAUGUAUACAGUCGGCCGCCGCCGCAGCGAAAGAAGUUCGUUAGUAAUUGAAAAUCUCGAGUAAAGAAUCGAAUAAUGCCUUAUUCAAUUCGAUCUUCGACUCGAAUAGCCAGUAUUCGUAAACGGGAAUAAUUUUCUAAUAAUGUUGAAUAGCGUAAAUCAUCUAGUGUGUCCAAUCAAGCAUAAAAUUGGGGCAAAAGUACGAUUUAUUUCAUCUCGGUGGCCAAAGUACUAUAGACAUAAAACGCGAGCAGUUGUGUAUUAGCCCAUCUGUACGUCCUCCUGUUGCCUAUUUGACCGCGGAAGUUUGAGCUGUGCCCUCUUACGUGUGACGUCAGCUGGGGGGACUACGCGUGCUCGCUACGCCAGGGCUGGUUGACGUGGCCGGUUGACCUGCCUUGCUAGGGUUCUUGAAAACUUAAACUGCAGGUUUGUGGUACAGUAUGCACGGAAUAUUCUAGAACACUGUUCCCCGCGAUACCCAUCAGAGUCGUCGUCGGAACUAUACGCUUAGUAUGGAUUGCUCCUGGUGUCGUCUUCUAUUUGUCAAUCUGUAAAUGUGUUGUACGGCGUGGGCGUCUUGUCAAGACUGUUCCGUGGUUGUAGUGCGCUGAUAACGACUUGUAUUUUAUUUUGUGACGACGACAAUAAACUGCAGCAUUUGGCUUUCGGCUGCCGAGUCUGCGCUGUAAUACA
Messenger RNA from Dermacentor albipictus, 7364 nucleotides. RefSeq names its product peptidase M20 domain-containing protein 2-like. The record is from RefSeq and is a predicted model, not a curated record. Lineage: Eukaryota; Metazoa; Arthropoda; Arachnida; Ixodida; Ixodidae. Gene Ontology annotation, molecular function: dipeptidase activity.